AUAAUUUUAAUACAUUUUUUGCAGACAGACAUAACCUACAAAUCAAAACACCGACUUGAGUCCUUGUGUUUUGUUGGUUAAAAUGGAUAAUAUUGUCACUGGGGAUGACAGUGUUGAAAUCGAUUGGGGAAAUGAACGAUUAAGCAGAGCCCAACGUGCUGUUGAAGCGAAUAUUUACGAUGUUGACUCAUGGUCACUGCUUAUUAGAGAAGCACAGACUAGGCCUAUUAAUGAUGUUCGAUCUAUGUAUGAGAAACUCAUUACUGCAUUUCCUACAACGGGCCGCUACUGGAAAAUAUACAUUGAGCAGGAGAUGAAGGCGAGACUCUUUGAAAAAGUGGAAAAGCUGUUUCAGCGGUGUCUCAUGAAGAUCCUUAACAUUGAACUAUGGCGGCUAUACUUGAACUAUGUGAAGGAGACCAAGUGUAUGUUACCGACUUACAAGGAGAAAAUGGCUCAAGCUUACGAUUUCGCACUCGACAAAAUAGGGCUCGAUAUACACGCGUACCCAAUAUGGAACGACUACGUCACCUUCCUAAAGAGUGUCGAUGCCGUAGGCUCCUACGCUGAGAAUCAGAAGAUAUCUGCAGUCAGAAAGGUCUACCAAAGAGCAGUUAUAACCCCAAUAAUAGGUAUAGAGACGCUAUGGAAAGAUUAUAUAGCUUUUGAGCAGAGUAUCAACAGUAUUAUUGCUGAACGGAUGGCAAUGGAACGUUCGAGAGAGUACAUGAACGCUCGACGCGUGGCUAAAGAGUUGGAGACUGUGACACGAGGUCUAAACAGAAACAUGCCGUCUACGCCUCCCACUGUCGACAGAGAAGAAAUGAAACAGGUGGAGCUGUGGAAGAAGUAUAUAACAUGGGAACGGUCAAAUCCUCUUCGUUCAGAAGACACAGCCCUAGUAGCUCGCAGAGUAAUGUUCGCCAUAGAACAAUGUCUCCUCUGCUUAGCUCACCAUCCUGACGUGUGGCACCAGGCGGCGCAGUUCUUGGAUCAUUCAUCUAAGCUGCUGCAGGAGAAAGGGGAUUCGAACGCAGCGCGUCUAUUCUCCGAGGAGGCCGCUGCGGUUUACGAGAGAGCAACGAGUGGUCCACUCAAGCAAUCUACGUUGCUGCACUUUGCACACGCCGACUAUGAAGAAAGCAGACUGCAUUACAAUAAGGUGCACCAAGUGUAUACAAGAUAUUUAGAUAUGGAAGAUAUAGAUCCAACGCUAGCUUACGUGCAGUACAUGAAGUUCGCGCGGAGAGCUGAAGGCAUCAAGUCAGCCCGGACAGUGUUUAAACGAGCCAGAGAGGAUGCCCGGUCCCGCUACCACGUGUUCGUGGCUGCAGCGCUCAUGGAGUACUACUGCUCUAAAGACAAGAACAUUGCAUUUCGUAUCUUUGAACUUGGACUCAAGAAGUUCUCACACAUACCAGAGUAUGUGCUAUGCUAUAUUGAUUACUUGUCGCAUUUGAACGAGGACAACAACACUCGGGUGCUAUUCGAGAGAGUUCUCUCGUCAGGCAGUCUCAAACCGGAGAGUUCAGUGGACAUAUGGAACAGGUUCCUCGAGUUCGAAUCCAACAUUGGUGAUCUGGUCUCCAUCGUGAAAGUCGAGAAACGACGACAAGCUGUGUUGGAGAAGAUAAAAGAAUUUGAAGGCAAAGAGACCGCUCAACUGGUGGACAGGUACAAGUUCUUGGAUCUGUAUCCUUGCAGCAUUGCGGAGCUCAAAUCUAUUGGAUAUACUGAGGUAGCGUCAAUGUCCAAUAAAUCUUGGGCGCUCGGUGGACCUCUCGCGGGGAUAUCCCCAGAACUAGCGGCUGUUAUAUUAGGACAAAAAGACAACGAUCCAAAUAAGGAUAUCGCUCGGCCGGACACCAAUCAGAUGAUACCAUACAAGCCGAAAGUGAACCCAUUACCAGGGGAACAUCCUAUAUCCGGAGGGACAUUCCCAAUGCCGCCGGCGUGCGCCCACGUCUGCACCCUGAUGCCGCCACCUACCAGCUUUCGUGGGCCCUUCGUCGCCGUGGAUCGUCUCAUACAACUUUUCAACAGAAUCUCCUUGCCUGACAAACCUCCAGCACCGACCCAGGAGAACGGAUGCGACACGAAGCUAUUCGAUCUGGCGCGCUCUGUACACUGGAUCGUGGAUGACGAGGGUAUUACCACUGUAGCUAAUAAGACGCGUCGACGGAAGGCCGGUGAAGAUUCGGAUGAUGACGAAUUGGGCGUAGCACCGCCUGUGAACGAUAUCUAUCGGCAGCGACAACAGAAGAGAGUAAAAUAAAUGUCACCAACAAAAUCAUCUAGAAGAAAUAUUAUCAGCAUUAAAUUAUAGCUCUUUUACUGUUUUAAAGAAAGAUACAAGUUGUUAUUUCGGUUGUUCUAUAUUACCAUAUUAUUUAUUCUAUAUACCAUCUAUAAUAGACAAUGACUAACAGACUUUGAGU
Achroia grisella is the source of this 2438-nucleotide messenger RNA. RefSeq names its product protein suppressor of forked (gene su(f)). Gene Ontology annotation, biological process: mRNA 3'-end processing. Bases 83 to 2275 code for a protein of 730 amino acids. The transcript is spliced from 19 exons. Lineage: Eukaryota; Metazoa; Arthropoda; Insecta; Lepidoptera; Pyralidae. Gene Ontology annotation, cellular component: nucleus. Gene Ontology annotation, molecular function: mRNA binding; protein binding. The record is from RefSeq and is a predicted model, not a curated record.